CCGGCUCCGCCUUUGUGGGCGCGUCUUAGUGACGUAUGAGGACGCGGGGAGGACUGGUAAACAAGCCCCUCAUCAAAACAAAUCCGCAGCAUCAACAGCUCGACGACCUCGCCCCGACUAGAAGACUAGACAUUUGGAUUUAUCAGGUUGCCGUGACGAUGAUUGGCAAGAUCCUCUCCCACCUGCUCGGCGGCGGCGGCGGUGGCGACUACGAGGCCAGCGAUGACGUUCUGGAGGAUCUGCUGGAGUCUGAGGAGGGCGGAUGGGUGCUGGUUAAUCUGCCAGAUAACGGGCCCCUGACGUCGGCGCCGGACGCGGACCCCCUGGAGAACCUGCUGAUCGAGCACCCCAGCAUGUCCGUCUACCAGAUGAGACGCCGGAUGAGUGGCGCCGAGGAAGAGGAGGACGGCUCGGACGAAGAUGAGGAGAACUCUCCGAGGCCCGUGGAGGUGAGGAGGCACAUCUCCUGGCGUCUGGCGGCGUGGGGCGUCCCGCUGCCCGUGGACGUGCAGAUGCUCCGCCUCCAGCGGGCCGAGCGCAAGAAGCUGAGCCGCGGCGCCCUCGCCAGGCAGAACCUGAUCAAGGCGCGCUGCUCGCCGGCGGAGAGACGCUACAAGCAGCCCAGCCAGCGCCUCUACAACUACUGAAGCCGCCCUCAAGCCGUCCGGAGUGGAAACUUUAGACAGGAAGUGACGUGGAUGUGCCUUCAAAAUAAGUUUUACAUUUAACUUACUUCCUGUUUGCUGGUGUAAAUAAUCUUUUCUAUUUGUGUCUAUUUAUCACAUCGACAAUACACUUUUGCUCUCUGA
This is a messenger RNA of Nerophis ophidion (straightnose pipefish), 809 nucleotides long. RefSeq lists its product as uncharacterized. The coding region runs from base 36 to 647 and encodes 203 amino acids. The transcript is spliced from 4 exons. Gene Ontology annotation, cellular component: autophagosome; nucleus. The record is from RefSeq and is a predicted model, not a curated record. Lineage: Eukaryota; Metazoa; Chordata; Actinopteri; Syngnathiformes; Syngnathidae. Gene Ontology annotation, biological process: autophagosome assembly; positive regulation of DNA-templated transcription.